UCAGUUGUAUUCCGAUUGAGUUUUUGAUAUCUUACUCUUCUUUCUGUUAUGGCGUGAGCAGAAUGGGAUUAACCUUAGGAUAUAAAUAAUUAAUUCAGCUAAGAAAACUGAGUCGGAAUUAUUGUUUUAUCGCGUAUUACUGGAUCUGUUGACGUGUGUUAAAAUGCCUCGAGCAUUUCUCUUAAAAAAGGAUCUCUACUCGGCACUGGAUCUCGCCGCAAUGGAGCUGGCUUUUCCCGCGAAAAGAGACAGUAUCCAACGCGACACCAAAUGCCCUUCCCACCCGGCCAAUCUACCUUUUUUCCCUUCUCCCAGCCACCCUUGGCCUCCCAUCGGCCUACCGACAGCCAGUGUGGCCUCCCCCAGCACGCUGGACGUGCAACACACGCACACCCACCGCCAGCCGUUGGCCCCAAAAAAUCCCGAUGCCCUGUGGCUGAACGCUGUCAACGCGCUGCCCGGCUUCCCCACCGUCUACCUGCCGCUGCCGCAUCACGGCCCCUGGAGUCUGCAGGCUACACAGCCCACCUUCCCCCCGGCCAGCACCGGGCCGUUUCUACCGGCACGCCACAAUCUUCAGACUAUAAGUAAUCAGCCGCUGCCAGUUAGGACUUGUAAACCACUCAGCACACCCUUUGAUAUCGACACUAUUCUGGGCAAUGCCGCCACGCAUCCGGCCACGCUGGCCGAAAAACUGGGAAAGAUCGAGGAAGAAUGCGACGAUCAUGAGAUGGAAGAGUUGGACAUUAAACCGAAUUCUAGCCUUUCCGGUCGGCGUUCCAGCCCACGCUACCAGUGUUCUGAAUGCAAGAAGAGCUACUCGACGGUGUCGGGUCUGACGAAGCAUCGGGAAUUCCACUGCAGCGUGCUGCACCAGCAGUCCUUUCAGUGCAAAAACAAGAGCUGCAAUCGCCUGUACGGGACCAUCGGAGCGCUGAAGAUGCACAUGCGCACCCACACCCUCCCUAACCAGUGUACGGUUUGCGGUCGCCGGUUCAGCCGCCCGUGGUUACUUAAAGGUCAUAUGCGGACACACUCGGGCGAGAAACCCUUCCACUGCAACCAGUGCCUGCGGCCCUUCGCCGACCGUAGCAAUCUGCGUGCCCACUUGCAAACCCACGCAGAAAUCAAAAAGUACAAAUGCCAAUUAUGCCAGAAGACCUUCUCGCGCAUGUCCCUCCUCAACAAGCACCAGAGCGGCACGUGCCGGCCACACCGGCCCCGCACCGGCUCCAGUCUGGAGGGCACAUUAGUUUGA
This is a messenger RNA of Paramacrobiotus metropolitanus, 1258 nucleotides long. Its product is annotated as zinc finger protein SNAI2-like. Bases 164 to 1258 code for a protein of 364 amino acids. Gene Ontology annotation, molecular function: RNA polymerase II cis-regulatory region sequence-specific DNA binding; DNA-binding transcription factor activity, RNA polymerase II-specific. Lineage: Eukaryota; Metazoa; Tardigrada; Eutardigrada; Parachela; Macrobiotidae. Gene Ontology annotation, biological process: regulation of DNA-templated transcription. The record is from RefSeq and is a predicted model, not a curated record. The transcript has 4 exons.